UCCCUGCCAGAUGGUGACUACAUUUGCAAAGUAUUCACUGCUCAAAAUAUUAACUCUUCAGUGGAAAUCGGUUGAACAAGCAGCCCCAGGACAAGACUUCCCCGAUACAACGCAUGAGCAGCUCCGUCUCAGCCACAGGCACCACCUCAAGAUGCUCUCCCAGUUAGAAAGUGCCAUGGACAACAUCAUCAAAGUUUUUUACAAAUACUCUGGGAAGGAGGGUGACAAAUACACUCUGACCAAGGCAGAGCUCAAGGAUCUGCUGAAAGGUGAACUUGAAGCAUUCCUCAAGUAUCAGAAAGAUCCCAACUCUGUGGACAACAUCAUGAAGGAUUUGGAUAUGAACCGUGAUGGCCAGGUGGACUUCCAGGAGUUUGUUCACUUAGUGACGGCCCUCACCGUCGCCUGCAAUGAUUUCUUUGUGGAGUUCCUGAAGAAACAGGGCAAGUUGUGUUGAGCAGGGGAUGAUGGUGUGAAUGUGGCAUUGAGGAUGGAAACGGUGAAGAAACCUCAGGGUUCAUCCUGGAAACUGGGACACUGUUUUAAUAAACAUGGCUCCUAUCAUUUUA
Messenger RNA from Hemiscyllium ocellatum (epaulette shark), 569 nucleotides. Its product is annotated as protein S100-A1-like. Lineage: Eukaryota; Metazoa; Chordata; Chondrichthyes; Orectolobiformes; Hemiscylliidae. Bases 11 to 457 code for a protein of 148 amino acids. The transcript is spliced from 3 exons. The record is from RefSeq and is a predicted model, not a curated record. Gene Ontology annotation, molecular function: calcium ion binding.